CUGGAAGCGGAAGACCGCGGAGAGGAAGAUGAAGAGGCUCUUCGGUGACGUCACUUCCGCCCAUUCGGUCGAUCAAAAUGGCUGCCGUCCUGGAGCGAAUUGAUAACCGUGUCGGUUCCUUGGAUUCCGACGUUGUGUUAACAAAACAAGCCGCUCCGUCACUGGAUCAGCCCCACCAGAAUAACCCCCUUUUAGGACUGCCUAUCGUGGCCAUCGAGACCAUUCUCCAUUUUUUGUCUUACGAUGAAAUCAGUUUGCUGCGCUCGGUAUGCAAGCGUAUGGAUAUGAUCUGCCAGCGGGUUCUUAAUCAGGGCUUCCUGAAGGUGGAGCGGUAUCACAGCAUGUGUCAGAGGCAAGUCAAGGCUCAACUUCCCAGACGAGAGUCAGAACGUAGAAAUCAUUCUUUGGCUCGUCAUGCUGACAUUCUGGCUGCAGUGGAGACGCGCCUUUCUCUUCUCAACAUGACCUUUAUGAAAUAUGUCGACUCCAACCUCUGCUGCUUCAUCCCUGGAAAGGUCAUAGAUGAGAUCUACCGUGUGCUGCGAUACGUCAACUCCACCAGAGCUCCACAGAGAGCUCAUGAGGUUCUGCAAGAGUUGAGAGACAUCUCCUCCAUGGCGAUGGAGUACUUUGAUGAGAAGAUUGUUCCCAUUCUGAAGAAAAAGCUACCAGGAGCCGACUUGUGCAGCCGCCUGAUUGGCUCUACUCCUGUGGCCGGUCCGUCGAGUUCCCUGACCACCAUGUCCCUGCUGGCCAAGAACGCGCCAUCACGCUCGGAGAUGACCAAGGUGCAGCAGCAAGUGAAGGUAAACGGUGCGUCUGUGACGGUCUUGCGGCGGGAGAUGCAGGAGAUCCGUGUCAAGCAGCUGGAGCAACAGAAGCAGCUGCAGGACCAAGAGCAGAAGCUGCUGGAGCAGACGCAGGUCAUCGGCGAGCAGAACGCCCGCCUUGCCGAGCUUGAGCACAAACUGCGUGAACUCAUGGACAGUAACGCCGCCGCCAUGGGAGGAUCCACCAGCAGAACAUCUGUCCCCUCCACGUCCAGCAACACUCCUCUGUCUUCUUCUGCGUCCAGCCUGGCUGCCAUGGGCUUGGCAGGAAGCAGGGCGGAGGCCUCCUCGCCGGCCAGAGAACCGCCACGCGAGGGAGAGAUAUCCCUAAAGCGCACCAGAAAGAGCUCAGACCUUUUACGAAAGUCAAAACGCUUGCGCAGUAAGAAAUAGAGACGUUUAUGUCGUUUAUUUAAAUAUUCCGUUUGUUGUGGAUGAUUGGUUCUAGUGGUCACUCCUCAUCCCGCUUCUCUUUCCUUUCCGAUGUCGUCAGUGUGUCCCUUGUGGUUAGCGGCUUGACUUGUAGGACUUGGGUUCCUUUCUUCCUGCCUCAUCCGAGCUUCAAUGAAGUGCUCUGGAAGAAAGGUUUGCAAAGAACCGCUCCACUCAAUAGCAUCAGGUUGUAAAUUACUGUAUAGCCCACUUAGAUCUGGUAUUGCCAAGAAAGGGGUUGCUUUGAGGGCCGCAUUAGCCAAAGGCCCCAUCAUGCACCUUUCACGCUGGAAACGCAUGGUGCUGUACUAUAUACAGUAUGUAUUGAUGUGUGUACACAGUGCAUUUGUAUGCAAGUGUAUACUGCAUGUCACAAAAGUGAGUACACUGCUUCUCAUGGAAACAACACUUGGAUCAAAUACGUCAACUCAUAAGCAUGUCUGAACCGCUGCAACAAGAGCGAGUGCAUCCCCGCCCAAUCAGCCCGUUCUUUUUCUCCCUGGUGUCACAUGACUUGUAGCGGUAGGUCUUAAAGCUCCACCUUGGAUCUCUCCCAACACACUCAAACUUGGCACUUCAUGGCAAGGAACCCAGAGUACGUUGAAUUGACGGCCUGUUUUUUUUUAGCUUGCUGGCUGAUGUUCCUCUACUUUCUACUUUUUAAGCGCAAAUGUCUUUCACCGCACCGGUGUUAAAAAAUGAAGGUGAUGGACCAGCGGUUUAGACAUGAAUGGUUGUGUGUUGGGGACAGUACACUGACACUGUUAUCCAGCUGUACACUGACUACUUUUAAUGGUAUCAAAGGGUUGUUUCCUCUGUUGUUGCAUGGGAAGAAAUGUAAGGGCUACUCAUUUUUGUGACAUCUCUAUUUUCUAUAUAUACUACAAACAUACAGUAGGUACACGUGUAUGUGUGUAUAUACAGUAUAUAUGUGCAUAUAUAUAUAUAUAGAGAGAGAGUAUACACACACACACAGAUAAAGUCGGGACCCACAGGACCUAUUUUUGGUGGUGGGUUUUCAGGGGUGGGGUGAAGAUGACAUCUGAUUUGCAUAAUGGGCCAUGAUGUAUAAAAACUGCAACUACUUGAAGGGGACCUAUUGUAGCUGCCCUUCAAUUAUGCCCAUCAAUAACACACGUCUUUAUUCCAUAUACACCGUGUAACCAAAACAUACAAUUUCCGUUAUUAUGACAAGGUUAAAAUGGGACCAAGUAAAAAGUGGAUGGAAAUUCCAAUUUUUCAUUCACUUUUAAGUCCUUAUAAAAAAGGUAACAAUUACCUCCAAAUUACCACAUUUUCAUUCUCAUUUUGCACCUUUUGUAUUGAGUAGUGGAGUCCUUUAGAGCAGCUACACAAAAUAACCCGCACACAAAGUUUUCUGUCUCUUCCAGAAUCUGCUGAACCUAUUCCAGCGCCCACUCCGCUGUGAUUGGUGAUUCCUAAAUACGAUUGAACGCCACUUUUAGCAGAGCUUGGGGGGAGGCCAGCCACGAGGCUUACAGCCACGCCUCUGUGACAUCACAAAGGGGCAGUUUUACCACGCCUUUUGAAACCAAGCUGAAACGUUGGCAUGGUUUAACACCAGAAUACAACAAUUCUGACUACAUUUAUAGGUCAGAAAAGCAUCAUAGGUCCCCUUUAAGACAUGGUUUUUGUGUUAUCAUUGGUAAUUAGUUCAUGUAAUUAACUAAUUUCACCCCAUUUUUCACCUUUGGACACCCUGAUAUUGUGUUUCGCCAAGUGUUACUGAAUGACAGAUGGCUCUUAGCGCUAUCGCUAUGAUCAUACAACAUAGAAUGACAUACAACAAUUUUCCACAAGGUUAAAAUUAUACAUGCAAGUUAAAAUAAUUUUAAUCAGUUAGCAACAUUGAGCACUUUUUGUAAGCAUCAUUAAUCUGGUGCCAUUCACCACUCUUCUAGAAGAGAACAACAACAGUUUUUAUAUGCACAUCACACCAUCACCCUCCCUCCGGGUCCAACCCGCGCCAGCUCCCGAGUGCACCCGUCCAAUGCCCGGCACCCCUGCAAACCUCACCGCCCUUCAACAGGGAGCCAAAAUGGCCGACCUUACUGGGGCGUAUGAGCCCCGAUUCAUCAUGUUUGGGUUGUUUUCUACUGUCAUUCAGCAGUGUUCAAAGUGACACCUGAUACCCAACCACCUGUACCUCUAUAGUGACCCCAAGACCUGACCCUGCAGUCCACAAGGCAGCCCUUAUGCAAGACGACAUUAUGACACAGUGUAAAUGAAAAGAAUGAAUACAAUAGACAUACCCAUUAUGGAAAUGGGGGGUAUGGGGGUCUAUACGGUACUGUGUGUUGGCGGCCCUGGAGCAGCAUGGCGCGUUACUACUACUCUAUAUAUGUUCAUAUAGAGUAUGGACUGUUCACAUACUACAUAGUCCUACCUGGAAUAAUGUAUCAUGUCUAUGUUGCUGCCUGCUUCCUUAUUUGGAAUCUUCCUAUUGCAUAAUGUCAGUCCAAACACUCGGCAUAUUCUGGGCCACGUGUUUGCCGCGGAGCUUUUCCCAGCCAUUGGAUCGGUCUUCAGUGCUUUUGCUGUGGAACGCUCGGAAGCUGUGCUGCGGCACUUUAAGCUGCACUCUAGGUGCUGUCUUGUGGUAAUUACUCGUAGCUCCAGCCAUGUAGUGGAAGCAUCUGUUCAUACUUCCUAAGACGAUAGAGCCCGUGUCCACGAAGGGUGAGGCAGUUAUGGACGGCCGUUAUUUGAGGAAAAAACGGUUAUGUACAUUUGUGAACGAGAAUAUAGCAUCCAUGACCACAACAAAUGAUAUAUCUGCAUUUGUAAUCCUCCAGCUGUUUGACUUUUGACUGUAAAUCUCCAAAAGCGUCACCAUACGACCCGUUUGUCAUGGAGGCCAUGUAUCCUGUCAUGCAGUAUCUGAAACUCAGUACUCAGUUUGUUAUCCUAUCUGGUCAAGGGCCAGUACUAUACAGAUGAAACUUGGGAAUUCUCAGGGAAUGGAAAGGCUCACCUGGGCAGGUUUCAUUGGCUUAUACUAAAAGACUAGAUAGGACAGACUACAUAUUUGCCUUUGAGCAUGCGAACUAAACAGGACAGCUCUAACCUGUCCUAUCUAGUCUACUGAGUGUUAUCCUGUGCUAUGUUGGGCCUAUUUAGUCUACCUAGUACUGUCCUAUUUAUUGCCAUCACUGUAAACAGACUCCAGGUCCAACGCUGUGGUACUAGAUAGGACAGACUAGAGUUGUCCUAUCUAGUACCACAGCUUCUAUCUAAUCUGCCUAGAGCUGUUCUACACAUACUAGAUAGGACUGACUGAAGCUAUGGUACUAGAGAGGCCAGUUCUAGUCUGUCCUAUGUAGUCUUUGAACAUGAGCACUAGGUAGGUUACAGGAAUUCAUGCUUACGCUCAAUGAACCGCAGCUACUGGCAGCACUUGUGCACCCCAGACCAUGGCCAUGCUACUCACUUUCCAGCUACUUGGACAAUGUCUUGACUCAAUGUUAGUCAAGUCAAGUUGAUUUAUCUAGUCCUUAACCCCAAAAUAGACAGUAGAGGACCGCAAACAAUAGGGUUCCUCCCAAGUAUAUCCUAUCUAUAGUAUAGUCCCUUAAAGGGAUACCGUAAUAACCACGGUUGCUGAAGUGUUUUGCUUUUGGAGCCAUGACUACGUUUGACAUGCGGCAGCCUCUCGCUGUCAUGGCAAGAAGAAAUGGAGGUGCUCUUAAUGUCACAGAACAGCUUUGGCCUCCGACAUCUGUUUAGUUUUGCUCGAUUCCUGCACACAUUUGCUUUGUCGCCGUAUGUUGCUUACUCGUAGGAGUGUUUUGUGCUGAACAAACAUGAAAAUGAUGAAGCUUUGUGUCAGCUGUCAUGGAAAAACGUGUUUCCUUGGCUGAGGCCUCACACGGUCAGUGUAUGUUAUUUCUCGAAGAGCACCCAAGCUUUUGGCAAAGGAAGCACGGAGAAGGUUGACGCUGAAGACCAUUGUGCUAUCUGGAUUUUUACACUGUAUUCUUCAUGUACCAUGUCAAUUGUGUGUUGUAAUUAUUCCAUGUAUGUACACCAGUGAGCUACUCUUUAUUUUCUUGCAUAUACGUUGCUGUUCUAGAUGUGUAAAUCAAUUAAAACUCACCCCUUUGCAUGUUAA
Molecule: messenger RNA, 5394 nt
Organism: Doryrhamphus excisus (bluestripe pipefish)
Lineage: Eukaryota; Metazoa; Chordata; Actinopteri; Syngnathiformes; Syngnathidae
Gene: fbxo28
Product: F-box protein 28
Biological process (GO): protein polyubiquitination
Molecular function (GO): protein binding
Source: RefSeq, a predicted model, not a curated record